Anneissia japonica is the source of this 1161-nucleotide messenger RNA. RefSeq names its product CMP-N-acetylneuraminate-poly-alpha-2,8-sialyltransferase-like. Lineage: Eukaryota; Metazoa; Echinodermata; Crinoidea; Comatulida; Comatulidae. Gene Ontology annotation, biological process: N-glycan processing; oligosaccharide metabolic process. The coding region runs from base 67 to 1125 and encodes 352 amino acids. Gene Ontology annotation, molecular function: alpha-N-acetylneuraminate alpha-2,8-sialyltransferase activity. The transcript is spliced from 5 exons. The record is from RefSeq and is a predicted model, not a curated record.
GUGUCAGUCUAGAAUAGACUAUAAAUUUUUAUUCGUUUACAAGUAGUUGAAAAAACUGCAGAAAUUAUGAAAUCUAUUAAAACGACCGAUUCACGCAGAUCAACUAUGUUUAGGAUUCUGAUCUGUCUAAUGUGUUUCGCAGUUCUGUCAACAUAUGUUGCAAUCCACUGGCCAACACAUUAUCCUGCAAAACUACAAACAUUUUCUUUGAACAAGACAUCAAAACUCAAAGAGACGAAAAACGAGUCUUUAAUAUUAACCGAAAACCCCCAAGUUAAAAAUAUGAAGAAAGCACUUGAAGCUGCAUUUGAUAAACACAUUUCUUUAGAGGUUGUAUUAAGAAUGCGUUCUAGACUGAAAAAAUUGGGAUUGUCAUCGAAUCUGACGAUUUAUAUACCACCCCAUCAACUGGACGACGAAAAACUAAGAUUUUACCGCUAUAAGAGAAUUAAGAAAAGACCAGUAGGACAAUUUAUUCCCCAGCAACGGACAUGCGCAGUAAUUGGCAAUAGCGGUAUUCUUCUGGGUAGUAAAUGUGGUGCUGAAAUCGAUGCUCAUGAUUUUGUGCUAAGAUCAAACAUGGCGCCGACUAAAAGGUACAAAGACGACGUUGGAAAUAAAACUAACCUAAUGACUAUUAAUUCGAAAGCAUCAAAAAUAGCAUUAAAGUGUGUCAAGCAGCAUAACAAAUACCCAUGCCCGGAGAAUCACCUGAAUAUAUUCCAAUAUUUGGAAGGUUCCAUCAUCUGGUUUUCCAAAUUUGGUUCUUUAGCAAUUCAUUGUUAUACGGACUUUGUGAAAUACUUUCGAAAAACGAAUUUAGAUCUUCUAAUUGCUUAUCCAUACAAGCCUAUACGUACACAAAUUCAAAGAUUCUGGAAAAUGAGGUACAGUCCAUCUUCUGGCCUGUUUUUAUAUACGGUAUCAGUUCCUAUAUGCGAUAGGAUAUCAUUGUAUGGGUUCUAUCCGUUUAGUACAGCCCCCGACGGCAGAAACAUUCCAUACCACUACUACGAAAAUAUUAGUUUUGAAUCUGGUCAUAAUAUGACUCAUGAAUUCAGCAAAUUGUUGGCGUUGAGAAAACAAAGAUACUUCAGAAUGGUUACAGAUAAAUGCAAUCUUUAAUAACUUAAAUAUAUUUGAGAAUGCCGAAAAAAUAAU